Molecule: messenger RNA, 606 nt
Organism: Mycosarcoma maydis (corn smut)
Lineage: Eukaryota; Fungi; Basidiomycota; Ustilaginomycetes; Ustilaginales
Exons: 1
Coding region: 1-606 (201 amino acids)
Source: RefSeq, a predicted model, not a curated record
AUGUGCUGGCUGUCUCCAUCAAGAGUAUGCACAUCACUGGUGCUUGUGAUGGCCACAACAGCAUUCAGGACACUUGUAAAGAAGACCAAACACGUGGCGAAAGCACAAGUUAGUGUUACCACGCAAGACGAGACCCGGAAGGAGAUGUCAGCCGACGCCGAACCAGUCGCCGAGUCGGCUGCAGAGACUUCAGAGCAGAUUGAGCAUGGAGACGGCCCGACCAACAGUCUGAGCAUGACAACGCGCUCCCUUGUUCAUCUAUUCAGAGGAGAGGAGCCUGAAGAUGCCGACUGCACCGAUAAGGUUGCUGAGCCCACGAUAGACGAGAUUCGAGUUGACGUUUUCGGGCUACAAAACACAGACACGGACAGGCCCGAAUUCGAAGCUUCAGUCGCACGUGCAGAUGAAGCCGAAACGUCUCUGAACCGACUGCGAGGACAACGGCUGGUUCAAGCAACCAGAAGGACGCCAAGUGAAACAAAACCAGAGGCGUUGCGAUCGCUCUGGUCUGAGCUGAACAUGAUGCUUUCCAGAUGCACGCAAAUGAAGGUGAUAUGUGAGGCACAGUGCGAGGGUGCGGUUGCAUGCAUGUGUGUUGGCGCCUAG